Exophiala bonariae is the source of this 2832-nucleotide messenger RNA. RefSeq lists its product as uncharacterized. The record is from RefSeq and is a predicted model, not a curated record. Gene Ontology annotation, molecular function: ATP-dependent chromatin remodeler activity; ATP binding. The transcript has 10 exons. Gene Ontology annotation, biological process: DNA repair. Gene Ontology annotation, cellular component: nucleus. Lineage: Eukaryota; Fungi; Ascomycota; Eurotiomycetes; Chaetothyriales; Herpotrichiellaceae. The coding region runs from base 1 to 2832 and encodes 943 amino acids.
AUGGAAUCGUCGCUGUCGGCGCAAGUUUCGAAGAGGCCUUAUAUGGAAGUUCAAUGCCAUGACCAUGACCGUCUCUCCAAUGAGCGCCUCCCGAAAAAACCUUGUGAAAAUCUUCCAAGCAACGUACCCGCGCCAUGGGAGCAACGACGAAGCGCGACCCUAUCGUCUAUUGGAUCUGCUGCGCAUAGUAGUACAGUAGCAGUCCCGGAAUCUUCCACUCGGUCUUCCAACACCCUAGGAGAGGCGGAAUGCUGUUUUGGUAUGAUUUGUGAGGUGGGAAUACGCUUCGAUGACGAGCCUGGGCUGCCAAUUUUGGAUAUCUCGACUACUCGUCCUACUGCUGAUGAAGAUCGGGUGUUCCUUCUCAGGCUUUCCUUUGAGGAGUCAUGGUGUGAGUUAUUGGCACAGAGUGGUCCAAAACUCGCGACAUUAAACACAAAGACAUUUAAUCAACUCAAAGCCUUGCAAGAAACUGUUCCACUAUCAUGGGAAGGAUUGAUAUCGAUACAUGCCCUCACCGACGCCUUUGAAGGUUCGAAUCCAAAGAAAGUUACGAAAAUCAGUCUGAACAUCUACGGCCGACCGGACGCUGGAGACCGACUCGCACUCGAAUUGUCACGUAGGGGCCUGUUCUUACAAGACCCUUAUUCAAUUCGUGAGAACUGUUCCUACGUCAACCCUCAAUACCUAGAGUUGCCGGCACACGAGUUCGAUCCCGAACUAGGGCCCGGAGAUCUGGCAGAAGAUCUACAGGGACAGGAUGGAGGGGCUCUGUCGCAGGUCCAAGUCUCUCAUGGCCAGGCGUCAACUUCAACAGAUCUUACAGCUGACCUCGAAUUUGAUCAUAUACUGGACCAGUUCGCACAGCAGAAGGAUCUACAACAGGCAACCGCGAAUUCACUGGUCAACACUGUUUUGCUCGAGUUGGUUUUCCUCACUAUGGUCAAAGCGGAAUUUGCUGACAAUCACAGAUAUCAAAGGGAGGGCUUAGAUUUCGUGCUCAAGAGAGAAUCACUUGGCUUGCUUACGUCUAGGCGUUUAUGGGAACAGCAAUUGAAUGAAUCCACCCAGGAAAUCUACUAUCAGCAUCUCAUAACAGGAGCAAAAUGCAAUACACCCCAAGAUCCCUUGGGCGGAAUCCUGGCUGACGAAAUGGGCCUGGGAAAAUCGUUGAUGAUGAUUUCAGCGAUUGUUGGCUCGCUGAGUCAAGCAUAUAAUUUUGCAUUCGCCAUGACUACAAAACCAGGCGUGAAUGUGGAGGCCGUCAGCGCGGCACGCUCAACACUGAUAGUGGUUCCGUCUGCAUUGCUUAUGGACAAUUGGAUCGAGGAAAUCACUAAACACACCGUGGCUGGCACUUUAUCGAUCUAUAAAUAUCAUGGUCAAAGCCGAAACAUUGCGCUUCCCAACCUGUUGAACCAUGAUGUGCUACUGACAACCUAUGCAACUGUUGCAGCAGAUUUUAGACGCAAAAGAAGCCGAAUGUUUAAGAUCUUGUGGUACCGUAUCGUUUUGGAUGAAGCGCAUAUGAUUCGAAAUGCAGCCACUCAUCAACAUCGGGCAGUUUCCGACCUUCGUGGCUAUAUUCGAUGGUGUCUGACGGGUACACCUAUCCAGAAUAGCCUAGAUGACUUAGGGUCAUUAGUCUCUUUUAUCAAAGUUCCAGUCUUGGGGGACGCUGCCCAGUUCAGACGACACAUCACCCAGCAAACGUACCUAACCAAGCACGUCCAGAAGCCGGAUUUUGGCAAUCUGCGGCUUCUUCUUGGUGCGAUAUGCCUUCGAAGGAACAGAGGGAUCUUGCCCUUGCCUCCCCUGCAAGACUGCUACCGUGAAGUCCGAUUUUCUCAACACGAAAGGCUGGCAUACCAGCAGCUGGGACAUCGUAUCAGGGAGGCUAUCGAUCUUGCAGUGAGUGGGCACAAGGCAAAAGAGGCACAUCAGACUGUUUUAGAAGCCCUCCUUCGCAUGCGCAUAUUCUGCAACAACGGCGAUUUUUUUAAGGAGGAUGGAGUCCAUGAUUUGACAGAAGCAGACGAGAUUGGCAGUCUGCUCGAGCAAAAGGGCGAGGCUAUUUGUCACUACUGCUCGUGUGACAUUGUCUCAUUCACCAGGUCGGGGGGUAAUGCUUCGGGAAUCGUCACAGCAUGCUAUCAUGCUGUCUGCGGCGAGUGUUUGGAUCGAUUUCUGAGAGAUUGUGGGGACAGGGAAGCGUGCCCAAUAUGUCACUCCUUGCAUCAGAGUUUCGAUCAAGUGUUGAGUUUGGACCCUGGCCAGAGAACCGCGGGCGCUCAGAGUUUCCCAUCGAAAUUGAUAGCGUUGUGUGAGGAAGUCGACUUUUGCAGAAAAGAGGGCAAAAGCAUUAUCUUCUCGUUUUGGAAAAAAUCACUCGACAUUGUCGACGCCAUGCUUGAGGAUAGGGGCAUUUCACAUCUUCGGGUCGAUGGCUCUGUGCCAUUCAGUCAGAGGAAAUCAAUUCUCAGAAAAUUCCAAAGCUCCGAUGUACAUACGGUCUUGCUAAUGACUUUGGGUGUUGGCGCCGUUGGCCUCAACAAUCUGUCCGUGGCAAAUUACAUACACAUUUUGGAGCCUCAGUGGAAUCCUUCAGUCGAAAGUCAAGCCAUUGGGCGAGUCGUGAGGUUGGGUCAAACCAAGCCGGUCACAGUCUUCCGUUAUAUUGUCAAGGACACGGUAGAGAAGAACGUGCAAAAUGGUCAGCUUAGGAAAAUUCAGCUUGCCAAGAACGGCUUUGGCCUCGGGAAAUCAAUGAAUGUCAAGAAAAGCGCCCAGAUGCUGACGGAAAUGAUCUGUGCCAGUACGCCUUCAGACUAG